AGACCUCCUGCUGAGACUAUUGGGUCAAAGGAGAGCAGAGAAUUUGCUGGAGAUAAACCUCUUGAAUGUAAUGGAUAUGGGAAUGCCUUCUGGAGCAAGAAGCAUGUUGCUGUGUGUCAGAUAAUUCGUACUGGAGAUAAUCCUUAUGGACGUAGUGAAUGUGAGAAGGCCUUUAGGAUUAAGUCAGAGUUUACUGUACAUAGGAGAAUUGAUACUGGAGAAAAACCUUAUGAAUGUAGGGAAUGUGGAAAGGCCUUCAGGAGAAAGACACACCUUACAAUGCAUCACAGAAUUCAUACUGGAGAGAAACCUUAUGAAUGUUUUGAAUGUAGAAAGGGCUUUAGGAGUAAAAGACAACUUAAAGUGCAUCAAAGAAUUCAUACUGGAGAAGAUAAACCUUAUGAAUGUAGGGAAUGUGGAAAGGCCUUUAGGAAGAAGAUAUACCUUACAGAGCAUCAGAGAAUUCAUACUGGAGAGAAACCUUAUGAAUGUAGUGGAUGUGGGAAGACCUUCAGGACUAACUCACAACUUAAAGGGCACCAGAAAAUUCUUACUGGAGAGAAACCUUAUGGAUGUAAUGAAUGUGGAAGUGCCUUCAAGAGUAAGUCAGACUUUACUGUGCAUCAGAGAAUUCAUACUGGAGAAAAACCUUAUGAAUGUAGGGAAUGUGAAAAGGCCUUCAGGAGAAAGAUAGACCUUACAGUGCAUCACAGAAUUCAUACUGGAGAGAGACCUUAUGAAUGUAGUGAAUGUGGGAAAGGUUUCCGGAGGAAGAUACACCUUACAGAGCAUCAGAGAAUUCAUACUGGAGAGAAACCUUAUGAAUGUAGUGAAUGUGGGAAGUCCUUCAGGAGAAAGUCAGAGCUUGCUGUGCAUCAGAGAAUUCAUACUGGAGAGAAACCUUAUAAAUGUAUUGAAUGUGAGAAGUCCUUCAGGAGAAAGUCAGGCCUUGCUGUGCAUGACAGAAUUCAUACUGGAGAGAAACCUUAUGAAUGUAGUGGAUGUGGGAAGGCCUUCAGGACUAACUCACAACUUAAAGGGCACCAGAAAAUUCAUAUUUGAGAGAAACCUUAUGAAUGUAGUGAAUGUGGAAGUGCCUUCAAGAGUAAGUUAGGGUUUACUAUGCAUCAGAGAAUUCAUACUGGAGAAAAACCUUAUGAAUGUAGUGGAUGUGGAAAGACCUUCAGGAAUAAGUCAGAGCUUGCUGUGUAUCAGAGAAUUCAUAUUGGAGAGAAACCUUAUGAAUGAAAGAAAAAACCCUACUUCU
Messenger RNA from Vombatus ursinus (common wombat), 1267 nucleotides. Its product is annotated as zinc finger protein 84-like. The record is from RefSeq and is a predicted model, not a curated record. The annotation marks the transcript as partial. The transcript has 2 exons. NCBI's taxonomy places the organism in Eukaryota, Metazoa, Chordata, Mammalia, Diprotodontia, Vombatidae.